Molecule: messenger RNA, 1935 nt
Organism: Ictalurus furcatus (blue catfish)
Lineage: Eukaryota; Metazoa; Chordata; Actinopteri; Siluriformes; Ictaluridae
Gene: phyh
Product: phytanoyl-CoA 2-hydroxylase
Exons: 9
Coding region: 95-1102 (335 amino acids)
Biological process (GO): fatty acid alpha-oxidation
Molecular function (GO): phytanoyl-CoA dioxygenase activity
Source: RefSeq, a predicted model, not a curated record
AGUUACAUAAGCAGUUAGCGGUGCGAACAUUAGCCACAAGCUAGUCGCUGUAGAGAAAACGUUGCCAGGAAACUAUCAUUUUUUUCUGAAUAACAUGGCUCUACGUGCGGCGGACAGAUUGAAAGUUGUCCUGAACCACCUGGACCGUUCCGGUGUUGCCGUACGCACAUCCUUUACAUCUGCACGAAACCUGUCACAUCACCAUCCUGAAGCACUUCAGUACACCUUUGAUACAGACGUGCUGUCUCCAGAACAAAGACUUGCUUAUGAAGAAAAUGGCUUCAUUUUGAUCAAAAACCUGGUUUCUGAGGAGGACAUCAAUAGAUUUAGGAAAGAGUUUGAGUGUAUUUGUAAAGGAGACGUGAACAUUCCUGGCUUGCUGGUUAUGAGAGACGUGUCCAUCGCGAAGUCUGAGUUCGUGCAGGGGGAGAAGGCUGUGACUAAACUUCAGGACUUCCAGGAGGACCCGGAGCUGUUCCGCUAUUGCACUCUGCCUCAGAUUCUAAAAUAUGUUGAGUGUUUCACGGGCCCCAACAUCAUGGCUAUGCACACCAUGCUCAUCAACAAACCCCCUGAUACAGGAAAGAAGACCUCUCGCCACCCCAUGCACCAGGACCUGCACUACUUCCCAUUCCGGCCAGCUGAUCGCAUCGUGUGUGCUUGGACAGCAAUGGAGAAAGUAAGCCGCCAGAAUGGCUGCCUGGUAGUGUUGCCUGGCACUCACAAGGGCACCCUGCAGGAGCACAACUACCCAGAGUGGGAGGGAGGUGUUAACAAGAUGUACCAUGGCAUUCAAAACUACAACCCCAGCCAUCCCAGAGUGCACUUGGAAAUGGGAACAGGAGACACCGUGUUUUUUCAUCCUUUGCUUAUCCACGGCUCAGGAAUGAACCGAACACAGGGCUUUCGAAAGGCCAUCUCCUGUCAUUAUGCCGGUGCUGAUUGUCACUACGUCGAUGUGAAAGGAACAACCCAGGAGAACAUCAGUAAGGAGGUGGAAGAGCUUGCUCGCAAAAGAAUCGGGAGUGAUAUCACUGUUUCCUUUCAGGACUCCUGGGCACUUAGGGGACGCUUGGUCCAAGGAGACAGAACAUCACUGUGAUCCUUAUUUCCUGCUCCAGUGUCUGUAAAUCACAGCAGAAACAUGCACCCAGAACAAUAACUGAUGGUAUUAAACAAUGUGUAAUGAUGCUGUCUAGGAAGCAAUGAUUUAAACAAUAAAGCUAUUUAAAUGCUGGAGUAAUAGUGUAGGAAAUAGGCACAAAGCUACAUAGGGUUCAAAUUUCAAAGGUACACUAAAUAUCUGUAAUUGUAUUUGAAUAUAUUUUCUAACAUGUAGAAAAAAGGCCUGAUGUUCAACAGAGAGGUUAAAGUAUGUCUGAGAGCUUUUAAUGGUAAAGAGAAUUUUGUGCCUUCUUUAAUCAGACAGUCAACUCUAAGCUGAAUGUAAUCUGUUUGCCAUAGACAAAAUGGUUUCUGUUUAAGUACAUUGUCCAAGUUUAAACCGAAAGCAUGGGCCUGUUGAGAAAUGCUGCUAAUUUUAGCUUCACAUAGUUAUGCUCGGAGUAAGCAAAUUAGAAAAUUUAACCAUGAAUAUAUAUAUAUUUACAUUUUUAAAGUGUUUUAAAUGCUUUGUAAUUAAUAUUUUCUUGUAAUUGUGUGAAAAUCAGUGUAAUUUAUUAUACAAUUAUUGUGUUCAUUUAAAUGAAACAUUAAUAUGGAGCUUGGAAGUUGACUGAAGUAGUUGAAUAAGAAUUUAUUAAAAUUUUAAUUAUAUACAGUGGCCCCGAAAAUAUUUGGACAUUUAAGCUACACUUACAAAUGUAUGAAUUUCACUGCAUUAGAAAACAUGUCAAACCAAAUGGCAUUUAUGUUAAAUAAAGUUACUGUAAGGAUAAAGCAAAUAACAGCUUUAUCUUCACUUUUCCUCCAUCA